Suncus etruscus (white-toothed pygmy shrew) is the source of this 3052-nucleotide messenger RNA. It is a transcript of the gene ZNF574, whose product is annotated as zinc finger protein 574. The transcript has 2 exons. The record is from RefSeq and is a predicted model, not a curated record. The coding region runs from base 135 to 2819 and encodes 894 amino acids. Gene Ontology annotation, biological process: regulation of transcription by RNA polymerase II. Lineage: Eukaryota; Metazoa; Chordata; Mammalia; Eulipotyphla; Soricidae. Gene Ontology annotation, molecular function: DNA-binding transcription factor activity; RNA polymerase II cis-regulatory region sequence-specific DNA binding.
GGGCGAGAGGCGCCGCGGCGGGAGCUCGAGCAGAGAGGGCGCAGCGCUGCUCAGGGGUGGCUGCGCGAGGGGAGCGGCCGCCCGGGCCCGGGCCGUGCGAGACGGCGGAGGCGGCCCAGGGCCUGGCCGCCACCAUGACUGAGGAGUCUGAGGAGACAGUCCUGUACAUUGAGCACCGCUAUGUCUGCUCUGAGUGCAACCAGCUCUACGGCUCCCUGGAGGAGGUGCUCGUGCACCAGAACUCGCACGUGCCCCAGCAGCACUUUGAACUUGUGGGUGUAGCUGAGCCUGGAGUCGCCGUGGCCACAGAGACAGCUUCUGGAACCGGCCUCUAUCAGACGCUAGUGCAAGAGAGCCAGUACCAGUGCUUGGAAUGCGGGCAACUAUUGAUGUCACCCAGCCAGCUCCUGGAACACCAGGAGCUGCACCUGAAGAUGAUGGCACCCCAGGAGGCUGUGGCAGCUGAGUCUCCGCCCAAGGCCCCGACCCUGAGCUCCAGCACCAUCCACUAUGAGUGUGUGGACUGCAAAGCUCUCUUCGCCAGCCAGGAACUCUGGCUGAGUCAUCGCCAGACACACCUCCGGGCUACUCCCACCAAGUCUUAUACCCCUGUGGUGUUGGGGUCCCCUGUUGUGCUGGGGGCCCCUGUGGGUCAGACUCGAGUGGCUGUGGAGCACUCAUACCGCAAGGCAGAAGAAGGUGGAGAAGGGGCAGCUGUCCCUUCUGCCGCUGCCGCCACUACUGAAGUGGUCACAGAAGUAGAGCUGCUCCUCUACAAAUGCUCUGAGUGCUCCCAGCUCUUCCAGCUGCCUGCCGACUUCCUGGAGCACCAGGCAACCCACUUCCCUGCCCCAGAGUGUGAGGAGCCAGCCUUGCAGCAAGAGACCCUGACAUCGCCACCAGCAGAGGUGCCUGUGUCACAGCCUGAGCCUGUGCCUGCCUCGGAUCACAGUUAUGAGCUUCGCAAUGGUGAAGCCAUUGGCCGUGAUCGCCGGGGCCGCAAGGCCCGAAGGCACAACAGUGGAGAGGCCGGCGGGGCAGCCACCCAGGAGCUCUUCUGUUCUGCCUGCGACCAGCUCUUUCUUUCGCCACACCAGCUGCAGCAGCACCUGCGGAGUCAUCGAGAGGGUGUCUUUAAGUGUCCCCUGUGCAGUCGUGUCUUCCCCAGUCCUUCCAGUCUGGACCAGCACCUUGGAGACCACAGUAGCGAGUCUCACUUCCUCUGUGUGGACUGUGGCCUGGCCUUUGGCACAGAGGCCCUCCUCCUAGCCCACCGGCGAGCUCACACUCCAAAUCCCCUGCACUCGUGUCCCUGUGGAAAGACUUUUGUCAACCUCACCAAGUUCCUUUAUCACCGACGCACCCACGGGGCUGGGGGAGUCCCUCUGCCCACAGUUCCAGUCCCGCCCGAGGAGCCUGUCAUUGGUUUCCCUGAGCCAGCCCCAGCUGAAACUGGAGAGCCAGAGGCUCCGGAACCCCCUGCGUCUGAGGAGAGCUCAGCAGGCUCAACAGUCCCUGCCACCUAUCGUUGCCUCCUUUGCAGUCGUGAAUUUGGCAAAGCGCUGCAGUUGACCCGGCACCAGCGUUUUGUGCACCGCCUGGAACGGCGCCAUAAGUGCAGCAUUUGUGGCAAGAUGUUCAAGAAGAAGUCGCAUGUGCGGAACCAUCUGCGCACGCACACGGGCGAGCGGCCUUUCCCCUGCCCUGAUUGCUCCAAGCCCUUCAACUCUCCUGCCAACCUGGCCCGCCAUAGGCUCACGCAUACCGGGGAGCGGCCCUACCGCUGUGGGGACUGUGGCAAGGCUUUCACACAAAGUUCCACGCUAAGGCAGCACCGCCUGGUGCACGCACAGCACUUCCCCUACCGCUGCCAGGAGUGCGGCGUGCGAUUCCACCGCCCCUACCGCCUGCUCAUGCACCGCUACCACCACACUGGGGAGUACCCCUACAAGUGUCGCGAAUGCCCUCGCUCCUUUCUGCUGCGGCGGCUGCUGGAGGUGCACCAGCUUGUGGCCCACGCGGGGCGCCAGCCUCACCGCUGCACAUCCUGUGGGGCAGCCUUCCCAUCCUCCUUGCGGCUUCGGGAGCACCGAUGUGCAGCUGCCGCCGCCCAGGCCCCACGGCGCUUUGAGUGCGGCACCUGCGGCAAGAAAGUGGGCUCAGCUGCCCGGCUGCAGGCACACGAGGCGGCCCAUGCAGCUGCCGGGCCUGGAGAGGUCUUGGCUAAGGAGCCCCCAGCCCCUCGGGCUCCCCGGGCUCCUCGUUCACCUGUUGCCUCGCCGCCGGCUCUCGGAGCCCCAGCCCCUGCUGCCCCUGCCGCCCCUGCUCGACGUCGAGGCCUGGAAUGUAGCGAGUGCAAGAAGCUGUUCAGCACAGAGACAUCACUGCAGGUCCACCGGCGCAUCCACACCGGGGAGCGGCCGUAUCCAUGCCCAGACUGUGGCAAGGCCUUCCGCCAGAGUACGCACCUGAAGGACCACCGGCGCCUACAUACCGGGGAGCGGCCCUUCGCCUGUGAAGUGUGUGGUAAAGCCUUUGCUAUCUCUAUGCGCCUUGCCGAACAUCGCCGUAUUCACACAGGUGAACGGCCCUACUCCUGCCCAGACUGCGGCAAGAGCUACCGCUCCUUCUCGAACCUUUGGAAGCAUCGCAAGACCCACCAGCAGCAACAUCAGGCAGCUGUGCGGCAGCAGCUGGCUGAGGCCGAGGCCGCUGUAGGUCUGGCGGUGAUGGAGACUGCAGUGGAGGCGCUACCCCUGGUGGAGGCCAUUGAGAUCUAUCCCCUGGCUGAAGCUGAAGGGGUCCAGAUCAGUGGCUGACUGCCCUGUUGUUACCCUAAGAACUCCCAAAUCCUGUUGCUAAAGGACCUCUUCUGAAUCCCUCAACUCUAAAUAUAUCCCCCUCCUGUCACCCCUCUAACUGCCAUAAGUUCUAUAGCUGAAUUUACUGUCUUCCAGGGAGAAGGCACUCCAAGAUUCUUCUCCCUCAUCUUCCACCUAUUUGCUCUGGUGGCCCCAAGAUGAUUGUCAAUAAAGACUGAGUUGGACAUUGA